GGCUAGACGAGGUCAAUGGCCGGGCGGAGCGGGUAGGAGGCUCCGCCAUUUUGUUAUCGUCAUCGAGACAAGACCGCGGCCUGAGGAAGAGGUGCUGUUGGUGGCUCUGCUGAGAUGGUGAAACUCUUCAUUGGGAAUCUGCCCCGGGAGGCAACGGAGCAAGAGAUCCGGUCGCUCUUUGAGCAGUAUGGGAAGGUGCUGGAAUGUGACAUUAUCAAAAACUAUGGUUUUGUGCACAUCGAAGACAAGACAGCGGCCGAAGAUGCCAUCCGUAACCUGCAUCACCACAAGCUGCAUGGUGUCUGCAUCAACGUGGAAGCCAGCAAGAACAAGAGCAAGGCGUCCACCAAGCUGCAUGUGGGCAACAUCAGCACCACCUGCACGAACCUGGAGCUGCGGGCCAAGUUUGAAGAGUAUGGCCCGGUAAUCGAGUGCGACAUAGUGAAGGACUAUGCCUUUGUGCACAUGGAGCGGGCUGAGGAUGCGGUGGAGGCCAUCAGGGGCCUAGACAACACAGAGUUCCAAGGCAAGCGGAUGCGCGUGCAGUUGUCCACCAGUCGGCUUCGGACGAUACCUGGGAUGGGAGACAAGAGCGGCUGCUAUCGGUGCGGGAAAGAAGGGCACUGGUCUAAAGAGUGUCCGGUAGAUCGCACGGGGCAAGUGCCUGACUUUACCGAAACCUAUAAUGAGCAGUACGGAGCGGUGCGCACUCCCUACCCCGCGGGCUAUGGGGAGACCAUGUAUUACGAUGAUGGGUAUGGAGCAAUGGUCGACUACUACAAAAGAUACCGCGUGAGGCCCUAUGCUACGGCAUCUGCAUACGACGCCUAUGCAGAGCAAACAAUGGCCCAGUAUUCGCAGUACGCGCAAUACUCCCAAGUACAAACCACAGCCAUGGCCGCCACCACAGCCAUGGCCGCCACCACAGCCAUGGCCAAUCGCCUCACUACUACCCUAGACCCUUACGAUAGAGCGCUGCUGCCAACCCCGGGAGCAGCAGCAGCAGUCGCUGCAGCUGCAACUGCUGCUGCGGCAGCCGCGUCCUCCACCUAUUACACCCGGGAUAGAAGCCCCCUGCGUCGCACGGCAACCGCGGCCACCACCGUCGGAGAGGCGUAUGCUUACGAACGUUGUCAGCUGUCUCCAGUCUCGUCGGUCGCUCGGGCCUCCCUCUACGAUGUGCAGCGGUUCGAGCGGGAGUCAUACGCAGACAGGGCGCGGUACUCUGCGUUUUGAGUCGGAGGUAGCGUAUUCUCGGGCGGACCCUCGGGCUCCCAUUACACGGGAAAGUUUGUCCUACUUCCCCCACCAUCCCGCUGCCUGCGACGGGUAUUGGCUGCCUCUAGUGUGUUUAUUUUUAAUGGAGGUUUUUGUGUUUCAGUAAAGUUGUGACCCACUGUA
Messenger RNA from Caretta caretta (loggerhead turtle), 1401 nucleotides. RefSeq names its product RNA-binding protein 4B. Gene Ontology annotation, molecular function: mRNA binding; zinc ion binding. The record is from RefSeq and is a predicted model, not a curated record. Gene Ontology annotation, cellular component: nucleus. Lineage: Eukaryota; Metazoa; Chordata; Testudines; Cheloniidae.